UGAUUUCUAAUGAACGAGUUGAUAGUUAAUUGUAAUUAAUCUGACAUUUUAUUGGUGAUUAAUUUUAAUUCUAUUGUAGUUGUGAUUACUGUUUGUCUAUUGAAAAUUGUGUUCACGUAAUCAAUUCUUAAUUUGUUUCCAUUUUCAAUCUUUCAAUUGAAGAUUUUUUCUCUCCUUAUUUCCUUGAUUCUAUUUUCAAGUGUCUUUUUUUUGUUCGGUGUUAAUUAAACCGGCGAUUAAUUAAUCAUGGUCUCCAUGAUGGAUAUCACAAUUAGUUUAUUUCUUUUAGUCAAUUCUUUUCUCAUUCAGUCAGCUUCUUCUCUUAGACCUGGAGAUUGUGAAGUUUGUGUUGGUGUUGUAAAUAAGCUUAUUGAGCAACUUUCCAAAGAGGAGAAAAAUGAUCCAACCAAAAUAGAAGUCAAACUUGAAGAAUUUUGUGCAUCUACAAAGAAAUCCGAAAAUCGUUUUUGUUACUAUAUUGGAGCCUUGGAGGAAUCUGCAACUAAAAUUAUCUCCGAAUUGAGUAAACCAUUGAGUUGGGGUCUUCCAGCUGAGAAAAUCUGUGAGAAACUACACAAGAAAGAUUCUCAAAUUUGUGAACUUCGAUACGAAAAGGUGAUUGAUUUAAACAACGUUGACCUAAAGAAACUUCGAGUUCGAGAUUUAAAGAAAAUACUUAACGAUUGGGAUGAAGUUUGUGAGGGCUGCAUAGAAAAAGCUGAAUUCAUUAAACGGGUGGAACAACUUAAACCAAAAUAUACCAAACAAGAAUUAUGAUGAUAGCAAUUAAAUCUAAUUAAUAUUAUAUACACUGAUAAUUAUAUAAAAUCAAAUUUUAUAAUAAUAAUUGUAAUUUAUUCCAAAUUUCAAAGCAAUCACAAAAGUUAAAUACAAUCGUCUCACUUUUUUUUCUCUUAUUA
This is a messenger RNA of Panonychus citri (citrus red mite), 920 nucleotides long. RefSeq names its product mesencephalic astrocyte-derived neurotrophic factor homolog (gene Manf). The coding region runs from base 247 to 777 and encodes 176 amino acids. Gene Ontology annotation, biological process: dopaminergic neuron differentiation; neuron projection development. Lineage: Eukaryota; Metazoa; Arthropoda; Arachnida; Trombidiformes; Tetranychidae. Gene Ontology annotation, cellular component: endoplasmic reticulum. The transcript is spliced from 3 exons. The record is from RefSeq and is a predicted model, not a curated record.